CGGGAAGCUCUGCUGCUGUUAAUGUAUCUCUCUGUGCAGCAAACAGUCAUGCAAUGAUUCUGAACACUGUUGUUUUUCUAGGGGUUGGAGUCAAACAGCAAAAGCCCUAUGGACAAGGUGGAUAUUACUAUCCUUACGGAGCUCCUUAUGGUACUGGUGUGGGUACUGUGCCUGGACAGGGAGCAGGAAAGCCACCUGGAUCAAAACCUGGUGCUACAGGUGGUGUAGGAAUCCCACUGACCUCAGGAGGCUAUCAGGUUGGACAGGGAGGAGCUGGUGGAGUGAAAGCACCCAAACCCGGUUAUGGUAAUCUUGGAGGAGGAGGUGUAUAUCAGCCAGGUGGUACAGGACUGGGAACCAUAGGAGGAGGAGUCGUACCUGGAGGUGGACAGUACUCUGCUGCUGCUGCUGCUGCUGCUAAAGCUGCUAAAUAUGGUGUUCCAUCAGGAGUAGGACAAAGACAAGUUCAAACAGGAGUGGUUCCUGGUUAUGGCGGAGGAUACCCGCAGCAGUACUACCCAGGUCAAUAUGCACCUGCUCCACUGAGCCCACAACAAGCCAAGGCAGCAAAAUAUGGUGCACUGCAGAGCUUCCUUGGAGGAGGAGGAGGAGGCGGAGGUGGUGGAGGACUCUACAGAGGUGGCGCUGCAGGAUGCCAGGGUAAAUACUGUGGGAGGAGGAAGUAGACGGUCCCCAGAUCCAGUGACCUCAAGAAACCAUGGUGCUACUGCAUGAUCUAGAAUGUACAUUUUAUAUGGAAACAAUGCCCGAUUAGACAACCUGUAAAGAUGUUCGUUGUUGCUUACUUGACUUCAAUGUCUGUUUUUCUACAAACCCACCGACCCAGAGUUUUGUACAUGUUCUGUUAUGAACAUAUGUUAUAGAUAGUGCCUUUAAUUAAUCAUUUAUGUGCUCCAGUUAAUCAGCUCUUAUUCUCUGUACUCCACCAAAGGGGGUUUAGAAGUGUUUUUUGUCAUUGUGUGUUGCUGCAUUAGACUUUGUGUGAGUGAGUUUUGUAUUGUGAGGAUCAGUCUGAUCUUUCUGCCUUAAUCCCCAAAACAAGUGGAUCCAUCACACCUGUCUGCGCAGAGCUCAUCGCCUUUCGGGGGGGAGUGUUGAUUUGGUGGAAGCUCGCCCAAAUACUUCAUCAAAUCUGUCCAAUCUCUGCCCCCCCCUUUUCCUCUGCGACUAUUUUUAUCCAUGCUGAGUGUAAAGCAGCAGGAGAUUGCUCGGGCCAACCCAUCUGCUCUCUGAGAUUUUGCUGAUUCCUGUUGCUGCAAAGUGAAGCCGUCUCAGCACUUCUCUGUUCUCUAAAUGAAAGAAAGCUAAACACAGUCAAAACAUUU
This is a messenger RNA of Cyprinodon tularosa, 1346 nucleotides long. Its product is annotated as elastin-like. The transcript is spliced from 12 exons. Lineage: Eukaryota; Metazoa; Chordata; Actinopteri; Cyprinodontiformes; Cyprinodontidae. The coding region runs from base 54 to 686 and encodes 210 amino acids. The record is from RefSeq and is a predicted model, not a curated record.